Molecule: messenger RNA, 7683 nt
Organism: Scophthalmus maximus (turbot)
Lineage: Eukaryota; Metazoa; Chordata; Actinopteri; Pleuronectiformes; Scophthalmidae
Gene: shroom4
Product: shroom family member 4
Exons: 12
Coding region: 248-5773 (1841 amino acids)
Biological process (GO): actin filament organization
Cellular component (GO): apical junction complex; apical plasma membrane; cortical actin cytoskeleton
Molecular function (GO): actin filament binding
Source: RefSeq, a predicted model, not a curated record
UCCACACACACACACACACACUCUUCCAUCCCAUCCGCCCGUUGUUGUCGCCACUCAGCGGGGAUGGAGAAGGCACCGAGGCACCGCUACCGGCGCCGCCGCUAAACACAAGCUAGCCCGGUCCCGAGACAGAACGAGCGGGGGGGACUACGGGGGCCGAGAAGAAGAAAAGCCAAAGUAUCGGAUAACGGAUAACGGGUCCGCGCGGAGAAGGGCACCGGGACCGGGAGCGGGAGCGGGAGCCAGGAUGGAGACGGUGGAGCAGCUCGUCUCCUUCCACCACAUCCAGGUCCAGUUGAGCGGCGGCGCGCCGUGGGGCUUCACGCUGAAGGGGGGACUGGAGCACGGGGAGCCGCUCAUCAUCACCAGGAUCGAGGAUGGCGGGAAGGCGGCCGGCUGCGGGAAGCUGAAGGUCGGCGACGAGCUCAUCAACAUAAACGGCUCGGUGCUGUACGGCAGCAGACAGGAAGCGCUCAUCCUCAUCAAGGGCUCGUACAGGAUCCUGAAGCUCACGGUCCGGAGGCGGAACGUUCCUGUCAUCCGGCCUCACUCCUGGCACCUGGCGAAGCUCUCGGAGCUGCCCCUCCCUCCCCCGCCUCCCCCGUCUCCUCCACCGCCGACCUGCCCGCCCUCCGCUGACUCCCCUCCCCUCCCCCCUCCGCCGCCUCCGCCUGCCAUGCAGCUCCACCCCGGCCCCUACACUCUACCCUGGCACACAACCGACAACAGUGACUUGUCCAUGCAGUGGGGUCAGCUGUCCAGACCUUACUCCUCCACCGACCGAAGCAGUUCCCUGGGCUCCAUGGAGAGCUUGGACACGCCGACGCCCACCGCGCAGCCGUUCUCCGACUCCCACAUUUCGCCCGUGGACCCCGCCCUCUUCAACAACAAGAGAGACUCCGCCUACAGCUCCUUCUCCGCCAGCUCAAACACUUCCGAUUACGCGGCCGUGCCACUGCGGCCGGGUGAAACCUGCUCCAUGGAUAACCUCCUCCAGAGCCUGGGCCCGGCCAGUCGACACUACCCUGGCUGCGAUGCCUCGACACUGGGGAGCUCAUCUGCCGAGGCACCGGACGAGGCGCAGCUGAUCGCGCACAAAUCCCGGUCGCUGACCAGGCCGAGGCCGAGGCCGGUGGAGGUGAGGGAGAGGCCUUCGUCCUGCUGUUAUGAGGUUGAGCAGAGGAGGGGAGGAAACUUUGAGAUCAUAAGAAAUGGAGAAGGAGGAGCGGAGGAAAGAAAGACGAAUCCGCCGCAGCCCCCGACCAGGAAGGACAGUUUCAGGGCAACUCGGAGUCGCCACAACGGCGCCAACAAUCGUUGUGCUUCUGCUCCUAUUGAAGUAUCCAGUGUUUCAUCUUACUAUGACGAAAACAAAUCCUCUCUGAAUGUUCAAUCUGGAGUUCACAACGGCUUCUCGGCACCAGAAGAAAGUGACCAAACCGCGGAUUUCAAAGAGGAUUCCAUAGACUCGCACUAUAUGCAAAGACAGACCAAAGACAUUAGACAUAUCAGAUGUGACACUAGUGGUAAUAAAGACUACGAUUCAGAAACCACCUCAGAUCAAGUGGCGGCCUCCCCGGUCCCCGUCGACUCCGCUCAACCGGGCUCCUCACCUGCAGAAUCCUCCACGGAGGUUCAGGGGCAGUCCGACUCAAAGCACUCCUCUCCGGGGCUGCACCAGCACGCUGCUCCCGAGAAGCUCCUCGCUACACAACUGCACUUAUUGCAGUUUAACAACAACAACUCUUCUCUGGAAAAGGAUCCGUCAAACCCUUCCGAUCCCGUCUUGACCCCUCGUAGCAGCCAGUGGUCCCAUUCCUCACUCCAACCUGCAGGGGAAGACCAGGAAGCUUCUCACGACCACCUCCACGCCCCGUCAAACAAAUGGGACGGGAGCCGCUGUUCGACCCCAGGAGACGUGUUCCUGGAAGGGGAUGGGGAUGAUGGCGAUUCAAGAGUCGGGCUGGAAGGGACGGGUGUCAAUGGCGAGUCCGUCUCCCCAAUUCAGCAUCACCACCCUUGGGGCCGCUCGGUGAGUGUACCCGGGGACCACAGAGGAUCGUCAACCCAGGCAAAGUCGAGCUCUGGCCAUAUACUGGAGAGGGAUUUCGAGCCGCUCAGCGCUGCUGCCAGUAUGGAUACUCUGCUGGAGGAGCAAAGAGAAGUGGAGAGAGGAGGAAGUAGAGGAAACAAAGAGGAGGAUGUCGAAAGAGAGGCAGCUAUGAAGAAGUUGAACCCGUCGAGGAACCAUCGACGAAACCGGCGUCGCAGCGAGCGAUUUGCCACCAACCUGCGCAACGAGAUCCAGAGGAAAAAGGCCCAGCUUCAGAGGAGCUGCGGCCCCGGGGGUUUGCUCUGCAGCGGGGAGACUGUGCAGGAGGAGGAGGGUCCAGACCUCCACGAAGAGCCAGAUGUGCCUGCACAGGAAAGGAGCACCAGAGUUACAUUUGUCUCACCUGUAAGCCCCCAAGAUGACAGGACAGACGCACCAGUUGAGAAAUCAAACGAUUCAAGUGACUCAGUCCAUGAUGAUUCGCAAACUCAGUCAACAACCUACAAUCAGAACAACAACAUGUCCACAUCCGUCCAGAUCCUGGACCCGGGCGUGCCCAGUUUUGGCGUCGGCAUCCGAGUUGUGGAAGAACCAGCUCCCGCCGGCAAAGCCCGCCGCUGGCGUUGGACCCCCGAGCAUAAACUCCAACCAGAACCUGAACCCAACAGAAGGUGUAGAGUCCUGGGGGAGAAGGUGUUGGGGGUCACAGGGUCCAGACAUGGGGUUUGUAACUUCUCCUCCUCCUCCUCCUCCGGCUCCUCCUACAGUCGCUCCUCUUCCUGUUCUCGUAUAGAGGAGUCCGACAUCCUUCCAUUUGCGGAUAGAAUGAAGUUUUUCGAGGAGACGAGCAAAGGCGUGUCUGGGUCCAGUGUUUCGAUCCUGUCGAGUCGGAGGCAGAAGAAAACCUCCAACUACCCUGAGCACCAGGGAGGGGAGCUUGGUCUGCACUCACCCCAAAGGAGGUACUCCUACCAGGGGGGACUUCAGCAGGAAAUGUGCCUGCUUUCAAACACCGUGGAGGCCAGAAGGCAGUCAGUGUGCACCAGCAGGGAGAGGCAGAAAGAGAGGGAACAGGCGAGGGAACGAGAACUGGAGGAGAGGUUGAGAGAAAGGGAGAGGCAGCAGGAGAAGGAAAAGCGAGAGAGGGAAUCAGAAGUGGAGAGGGCGAGGCUGAGGGAACGAGAGGAGAGGGUGAGGCGGUGGGAGAGGGAACGAGAGGGGGAGCUCGAGCUGGAGAGAGAGAGGGAAACGGAGAGAGCCAGAGAGCAGGAACGGGUGAAAAGAGAGAGAGAAGAAGAUGCUCGGCUCAUCUCACGUCAGGAGUUUCACGGCUUCCAACACAAGGACGACGUCCUCUGCUUCCAGCCUCGGGAGUUCUGCCACAGUCGAUCCCAGGACCGAGUCCCGCGGUCAGCUUUCCAUCCGGUUCGCACCACCACCGCCCCCCCGCGCCCGGAGGAGCAGCAGCCGGGACUCACGGCGAGGAGCUGCACACCUACAGAGACGCAUCCCGCCCGGAAACAGGAAGCGACCAAGCUGAACAGGAAGUACAGCCUGACUGAGAGGGACCCAGGCUGGAGGCGGGAGUCCAGACCAGCAGAGAGCAUCAGUCCAGCCCCUCACCAGAGUCCAUGGGGCCCCAGAGACGCCGACGGCAGCGGCGACGGACAUACGUUGGCUCCACCGCCGGCUCCUCUCGCGCUACGCGGACGAGCCAUGUCCGAGAACGACCUGCGCUUCGACGGCAGCAGCCGCUGGUCGCCAUCGAUCUCUGUCGCGGCCGGUCAGAUGCUGAGUGAGGUGGAGGAAGGAGAAGGCGUCAGGGAGGGAGAGGCGGCAGCGAGCGCCGCCGGGCAAAACAGGAAGAAGACGCCGCCUCCGCCGAGGCCGCCGCCCCCAAAGUGGGAGCAGUUCCACCGCAGGCGUGCAUCUCACCACAACCUGUUCUCCUCCUCUUCCUCCUCCUCCUCUUCUUCUUCGUCUACCGCUCCUCACUCCCUCCCUCCGUCCGUCAAGGCAGCAGACGGUCAGUGUUCCGCUCGCUCUGCCUCGCUCCUCCCUCCCCCCGCUUCAAGGCAGCGUUCCUUCAGUCUCCCCCCCGAGAGGAAGGAGGUGACGGAGGGCUGCCGGCGCUGCAGCUGCAACCCGACUCAAAACCAGGAACCGCCCUUCGCCCUCGCCCCGUCCAAUCAGAGCCAGGCUCAGAUUCAGGAGCUGUCCUUCACCGUGGCUCCGCCGAGUCCCACGUUCUCCAGACGGGCCUUCAGACCGGUGGCCCCGCCCCUGAGGGAGAGGGAGGGGAGGAGCGUGCAGCAGGAGGCGGAGUACAUAUCCUCGCCACCUCCGUCAGACACCGGCGUUAGCAGUUUAUCAGAGGUCUACGUCAACUCGGACCAGGAUGGAAUAACAGAUCACAACCAGCAUCACAAUGUGAGACCGGGAGCAGAGUGGGAAAGAUCCUCGUCUCCCAGAGUUCAUCAGGAAACUCCUCCUCCUUCUGACGGAGGCGCUGUUGACGCUCCACCUCCUAAAUCCUACUUCGACCUCGAGCAGCAGCAGCAGCUCCGUCUGAACAGAGGCUUCCCGAGUGACGAGCAACAGAACAUCCCAGAGACGGGAACCGAGUCUGAGGCGACCCUCAGCCCGAGUCCCGCCCACAGCCUGGAGGCCGACCUGGACGUCCCCAUGGAGACGGACAUCGACGACUUCCAGGAGGAGGAGCUCCCGGCGGAGGCCGAAUCCAUCACCAGCGAGCUGCCGUGCUUCGCGCUGCCGGUCACGGUGCUGGAGACGGACAUCGACACCUUCCCAGAUCCAGGAUCGGCCUCGCCGACGGGCCGGGCCCGGGCAGAGAGCGGCUCCCUGGAGGAGGAGCUUGAGGAGAACGGCCGAGGGAGGCUGAGUCUGGAGGAGCUGUUCCCCCAGAGCAGUGAGGGGGAGUCGGGCACGGAGAGCUGGAGGGGAGCCUACUCCACCAUGGAGCACAACACCGACAGCUUGGACAGGCGGUCCGGCGCGAGCUCCAGCUGUUCGUCGUACUACAGCACGUCGGCGGCGAAGGCUCAGCUCCUGUCGCAGAUGAAGGACUUCACCGACAACAGGGAGCGCGACGAGGACGACGAGCUGACGUACAAGAAGCAGCUGAUGGAGAGUCUCCGCAAGAAGCUGGGGGUCCUGAGAGAAGCUCAGCGAGGUCUGCAGGACGACAUCAGGGCCAACGCUCAGCUGGGGGUCGAGGUGGAGAGCAUGGUGGUGUCAGUGUGUAAACCCAACGAGGUGGACAAGUUCCGCAUGUUCAUCGGCGACCUGGACAAGGUGGUGAGCCUGCUGCUGUCUCUGUCGGGGCGUCUGCUGCGGGUGGAGACAACGCUGGAAUCGCUGGACCCCGAGACGGAGCAGCACGACCGGCUCCCCCUGCUGGAGAAGAAGCGGCAGCUCCUGCGGCAGCUGUCCGAGGCCCAGGACCUGAAGGAGCACGUGGACCGCAGAGAGCAGGCCGUCAGCCGGGUGCUGGCCCGCUGCCUGUCGCCAGAACUGCACCGGGACUACAGUCACUUUGUGAAGAUGAAGGCGGCGCUGCUGGUGGAGCAGCGGCAGCUGGAGGACAAGAUCCGGCUGGGAGAGGAGCAGCUGAGGGGGCUGAGGGAGAGUCUGGGGCUGGGGCUCGGACUGGGGCUCGGACUGGGAAUGGGAAUGUCGCUUGGAUACGGACAUUACUGAAAAGAGAGAGGAGAAAAACUCAAAUUCUAAGUAUAUUUUCUGAAGUAUUCUGAGUCGGAAAAGGAAAAGAUUCCGUUUAAACGCGUUCAUUUGGGUCGGGAGAGAAGAUUGAUCCCAAUCUCAAAUCUGUCGGAGCCUGUUUUCGGAUAUUGGCUCCGAAAAAUUGGGUCUGGACAUUUUCCGGAGUUGGUCGUUCCGACGUGGAGAAAGCAGCGGGAGAUUUUUCCCAGAGUCAGACGUGAGAGACCGCUCGCUCGCCUGCCGUGUUCUCACGUCGCCUCACUGGGACAUUUUCUAGGAUUUUUUUACUUUCAGGAAAAAAAUGUCUCGACGCAGCUUUACCGAGGUUUUCCCGACCACCUUUUCACCCUUUGUGCCUGAAACAUGUACUGCAAGACUGUACACACACACACACACACACACACACACACACACACUAAACGUCAUCACGCCACGUUGCCAAAGACAUUUCCGCUUGGUGAAUGUGUCCACGCUGCUUAUUGUUAUUUUUAUUAAUAUUAUUAUUUUCUUUUUUUCUGUAUUUAAGUUUUCCCCGGUUCAGAGAAUCGAAGGAGAACUUCUUCCCCCCGUCAACGUCGCCAAGUCGGAAACAUUGCGCAGCUUUUUCUUAACCGUCACUGGGAAUAAUUCAGCUAAAUGUAUAAAUAAUAUCUCACAUAAACUUGUAUCAAUCUCGCGUCCGCGUCCCCGUCGUCUUCCCCCUUCGUCGCCGCGGCCCGGAGUUUGAGACUCCGCCCCCUCGCGUCAACCGAAUGAUUGUUCUGUACAGAAGGCGCUUGUUUAUAAUGUUUACGGUUUGUGUAUAUAGAUGAUUCUGUCGGUGGUUUUGUUGGAAGUGGUUGUAAGAGAUAAAACGAAGAGACCGCCGGACGUUUACUGUAUAUUUAGUUCAGGAGGAGAAACUGGUUCGUCUGCAAAAGUUCCAUCGUCUGAAGUUUUUUUACACAAUUCCCCCCCCCCCCCCCGCCGAUCGCAGCUGACAUUUAAAUUGUACAGUUAAUGUUGAAAAAGUUGUUUUUAUUCGUUUUCUGCUGAUAUGAUUUCUUGCCGAGAGUUGCACUAGCGACGUCCAAUUAGCUUAGCUUUACAUAAUGACUGGAAUAAUAAUCACUGCUGCUCUUCAAACCGUCACCUCUGAAGAUCUCAGAUUAAACUCACGAUUAUCUUCUGGAUUAAAUCGACUUAUUGUUCGUUCCAUAACAUAAUAUCAGAUGCUGAUUGAUGCAAUCGCAGUACAAUUAUGCAAUUUUUAAAAUUUUCCCAGGAGCCAAAACCCCCAAAAAUAUGAAAUUUAAUUUCAUGUAAGACAAAGAAAAACCAAAAUUGACAAACUAUAAAAACUAAAAACCCUUCCAACGAUUCAUCAGAUAUGAGAAACAGCUGGAAGUAAAAUUUGGCCUUGAGCCACGCUAGCUGUUUCCCCAGGUUUCCAGUCUUUAUGCUAAGCUAAGCUAACUGGCUGCUGUUUCGUUACUGUUCCUUUUGAGACUUGACAUUUUUUUAAAGUUUAAAUUGAGAAGAAGAAGAAAAAAACACACCAGAAGAUCGUGGUGAACAUGUGACGUUGCCAAAGUCUCCCGAGCUUCAACAGAGACGGGAGAGGAAACGUGAAUAUCUCAGCUCUCAACACACACACACACACACACACACACCUUCUUCUUCACCAAUUUCCACUUUAAACUUGAUUAAAAUUUCAAGGUUUUUUUUGUUCGCUCCCUGAAGUUCUGAGACCAAACGGAACACGGGACACUCGUCUUGUUUCUUUGUCUUGUACAGAUCACGUGUGUUCGGAAUCUUUGUUGACUUGACGUGAGAGAAAAGAAGAAAGUUGCUCUACAACAACAACAAAAAAAGUACCAUAAAUAAUAAUAACAGUAUUUUAAAAACUA